UACAGGUGUAAUAUGGGAGUAAUUCUGACAGGUGGUGGUGCUGCUGUAGUUGAUGCUGAUAAAUAUGUUACUGCUACAGUAUUGCCAACCUACACCAACGCCCUGUAUGUGACACCGACUCCCAAUGUGAAUGGUCAGUAUUACUCUGUGGGAACCUCACUGACGUUCAGCUGUUCCGGUACUGUAGGCAGUGACAAGAGGAUCCACACGUGGUGUUACAAACAAGCAGGCAGCAAUACCGGAUUUACGGGCUACCCUACUGCAACGGACAUUAAUCAGAAUGAAAACGGUUUGGUCCAGGAUGGGUGUAACUACAGGCGCAGCAGUACACUGACCUACAAUGUAACGGCAGCAGACACAGAAACCUCAUUUAUGUGUGAACCAUUCACUGGCAGCAUGUGUGGUACAAGUGCAGCAGGUCUGAAAACCAACUAUACCAUUAGAAACUAUGUAUCCGGUGGCAAUACAGGUGCUCAGGAUGAUUCAGAAAAUUCCAGUGGCGGUACAAGCAGUGCUGGGACGAUUGCCGGAGCUGUCAUCGGCGCGUUCGCUGGAAUCCUCCUCAUCAUCCUUAUUGUGUAUUUUGUGGUGUUUAGACGCAGGAGUCCCGGAGAGACAUACAACACGAAAGAAGAUGGAUCCCCAGAGAACGCAGAAAAUGGAGGCCCAGCCCACACAGAAGGACCUGUAUACAGUGUACCAGACAAGAACCGCUCGAGAGGGGCAUCUCCCCCCGGCCAGCCCCCAUCCCCACCCCGCGAGUACGAGUCACUGGUGGAGGCCAAGCGCGAACUACAUUAUGCUGACCUUGACAUCGCUAGUCGUCCGCCCGGUGUCCCGGCUCCGAGGCUCAGCAAACAUGUACCAACUGAAUAUGCUACUGUCAAAUUUGUCUAGCUUUGGGGAAACUGUUUAGAAAGAAAGUAGUUGUGAGAGUCUGUAGAAUGUUAUGUAUGACAGCGUGUAAGUUGAAGGAUUCUAGCAUGCGAGUAGGUGUAAGUACUGUCAAAGAUACAGUUGUAAGUGCAACUUUCAUUUUUACAUUUUUUUCCAAUUGUAGAUAAUAAGUUUUAAUGUUUUGCAUGAUUGUUGUAUAAUGUGACAUUUUGUGUGUGCAAUAUUUCUUUGCCUCUUUAUGUAAUAACUACAGUUAUCUUUUGCUUAAUUGAACGAAAAUAUACAUUUUGAGCUCCCAAAUUGAAUCACCAAUCCUCACAUCAGUAGCCUAGUAGUUCUGCAUAUAAAUUGCUGCAGUCAAAAACUAAAUUUUUGUUACAAUGCUGAUGUGGGGACCAAUCAAAAAUAUCGUUACAUUGCUGAUAUGGGGACCAAUGGAAACUGUUGAAACAUUGCUGAUUUUGGGACCAAUGAAAACUGUUGUUACAUCGCUGAUGUUGGGACCAAUGAAACUGUUGUUACAUCGCUGAUGUUGGGACCAAUGAGAAAUACUGUUACAUUUGUGAUCUAUAGAAUGUGUGGAAUAGUGGAGGUAUAGUGAUUGCUCCUCAAAUUGUUGACGAUUUUCAGAUCUGGUAAAAGUGUACAGUUGACAUUGUAUUCCUCAAUCAACCUGAAUCACCUUGUGAACAUGACCACCAAUCCUAAGUGGAGUGGUAUCAGUAAUAUAAUUAUAAGUUAAAUGAUAAAUUUUCUGAUGUUUCUAUGACAACGACUAACAAAUCCCUUUCAGAGGAAGUGUUUCUCUCUGUACCGAUUUACAAUCAAAUGGUUAGUGUUGGAUAACAAAUGUGUUCACUUUAUCACUGAAGUUAAUGAUCUUUUGUUAACACAAAAUUUGAGCAUUAAACAUUUUUUAACCAUUGAUACAAAACUAUCUAGAACAGGCUUCAAAGGAAUAAUCAUAAAUACACAUUGUUUAAUGUACAAAAAAUGUGUUUGUAGUUAUGAUUUUAGUUCAUGUAUGCAAUUGUUUCUUCAUUCUGUAUCCUUGAUGGUUAAGAUAAUGAGGUUAUUUUGAAAAUCUCAAAACUGAUUUGUAAAAUGUAAAAUUUAAUGAUAGCUAGACAGGUGGCUGUUUUGUAUUGUAAAACAGUACAUAUAUUAUUGUGUAGGAAGGCUUGCAUUUAUGACAUUCGGAUAAUCUUCAUUAUUUUUGUACAUAGGAAUAUUUAUGUAAAUCUGUGCUAUUACAUAAUUUAUGUCUGUAUGUUAAGUGGACAUGUAUCAGAAACAUUGUGUUAGUAUGCUCACUGGCCAGUGUACUGAUUUGUUUGUUAGAUGUAUGGUAUGUAUUUAUAAUUACUUGUUUUUGUCCAGCUUAUUUGACAUAAAUCUGUGUUGAGGUUUAACAGUGUUAUACUGUAGAAGUCACAAGCCUAAAUAGGAUACCUACACUAAGGAGUAUUAACCUCAGUACAACACUGCACUAAACUGCGCUAACCACAAUGAUACAAAGCACUACGCACUAAAGAUUAUAAACUUCAAUAUGAUACAUACAUGGCACUUGUACACAUGAACUUCACUAUGGUGUAAAAUGUUACUGGAUUGGUUUUGUUAGACUUGUGUAUUAAUUGAUUGGUGCCGGUAGGGCCUUGUUUGACAUGGUUUUGUUAGACUUGUAUGUUAAUUGAAUGGUGCAGGUAGAGCCUUGUUUGACAUCGUAUUGUGGUGCAGGUCAAGUCUUGUAUUUGCCCUAUUCUUGUAAGAUUUCAAAAAUCAAGCCUUGAAAAUGUUAAUUUUAAAUUGACAAAUAUCACUCAAAGUGUACAAGUUGUUGGAAUCCAUUAUAUGGUGCUGUUAGAUGUCUUCCAUCAAGCUUUGUGAUUGACCUUUAUGACCUAGUUAUUUGACCUUGAAGGUCUAGAAAUAGUCUCAGUGACCUAAAAAGUGCCAUAUUACUGAGUGUCUGUAUACCCAAUACAGCGCUAAGUAGAAUAGAUACAAGUAGGACUAGCAACAGAUUUGUGGACAAUUUAAUUGUUCUGGUGUUUUAUUGCAAGAUUGUAAAUUAGAUGUUGUAUAAGAAGUAUAUAUUUUCGGUGAUUACUUACCUGCAAAUGUAGGAAGGUCUAUGGUAAAUUAAAGUCUGGAAUCUGUAUCUUAUUGUCAUAGAUUAGAAAGAUACUUACAACAUUUCCAUUCAAAUCCAAGAUUUUAUACGGGCACAUUUUUGUAGGGAUUUAGUUUCACCUAGUAACUAUUGAGGAUCCUGGUGGGGUGUCCUGCUAGGUGUCUUCGGCAGUAUGUUUCAGUGAGGUAGCACUAUAAAGUCGGCAUCAGUUCCGC
Messenger RNA from Mizuhopecten yessoensis (Yesso scallop), 3246 nucleotides. RefSeq lists its product as uncharacterized. The transcript is spliced from 10 exons. The record is from RefSeq and is a predicted model, not a curated record. Bases 13 to 897 code for a protein of 294 amino acids. Lineage: Eukaryota; Metazoa; Mollusca; Bivalvia; Pectinida; Pectinidae.